UUUUGAUACUCGUUCGAUUCGUCUUGAUGAGAGCUAAGUUGAAUUAUACCUCACUACUAUAUGGGGAGAUGCUUGUGGAUCUAGUUCUUCAAAUAAGUUUUGUAUCAAAGCCGGGGUUGAGAACUUUAUCCAAAGAACAUUUUUGGCUCUAUUACACAAUAUACGUCCAAUCAUAUUUUUAUCAUUCAUAUAAAAGUCGAUUGGACGUAUAUUGUGGUUCUUCAUCCCGUUCUGAAAAUCGAGCAAGAAAAGCCUUGAGAACAAUUACCGUUAUUUUGGGUACUUUCACUUUAUUUUGGACUCCUUUUUAUGUUUUGGCUACAAUUUAUGGAUUUUGUGAACGUUGUAGUAGUUCUGCUGGUUUCCAAGCGUUAUAUACAGUUAGCUAUAUUCUUUGUUAUAUGAAUUCACCAAUAAACCCACUUUGUUAUGCUGCUGCCAAUCAACAAUUUAAGCGCACUUUUAAAAGAAUUUUGAGGGGGGAUUUACAUAGAAAUUAA
Molecule: messenger RNA, 500 nt
Organism: Meloidogyne enterolobii
Lineage: Eukaryota; Metazoa; Nematoda; Chromadorea; Rhabditida; Meloidogynidae
Source: the annotation of a GenBank genome assembly